This is a messenger RNA of Amoebophrya sp. A120, 1492 nucleotides long. NCBI's taxonomy places the organism in Eukaryota, Dinophyceae, Syndiniales, Amoebophryaceae. The record is from the annotation of a GenBank genome assembly.
UGCAAUCGAAGGAUAAAAGACGUCGUAUACGAGUAUCAAUCUGCCUCGUAAACAUUGCCAUUGCGUUUCUGCAAAAACAAAAUAGUGGCAAUGAGAAAAUGUGUCAAAAGUUUGAAUUCGUUCUCGUUCUUUCUUUGCUUCAAAGAACGUAGAACAGAACACCAUGCGAAGCGGGCGUACGCACCUCAAAAAGUCACACAACCAUGAGGAGAUUUGUAGUGCCCGGCGCGAAUUCAAAACGACGAUGUUGAAAACAAGCAUCUUCGUCCAGUGGGUAAGGGUUUUGGCGCACUCCGUCUGGAUCAUGUCUCGCUUCGCCCCGCUCGUUCACCACAUGACUUACCUCCAACGUGCCUGCCAAGUCGUGCUUCCCUUCCAUUCUGUUUUAAAUCACGAAGCUGUGAGAGCAAACAGGCAGCAGCCAUCGCUUUAUUCCUCGUCCGGAGCAGCGAAACACGACGAACAAGAGGAAGAGCAAUUAUAUCACCACCCAUCGCCAUCAGAGGACGUAGAUGGCAUUGCAGACGGUGCUUCCAAGCAAGCCGAUUCAUCAGAAGCAUUGCGGUCCUCAUCUCCCUCCUCAUUUAUUGCCGGGCGUCGAGCCUUCGUGCGAAGUGUUCAAAGCGAAACUGACGACGCUCAAGACCUAGACCACCACUCGCUGUACUUCUCCGCGGAGGCCGAGCCGCGAAUUGUAUCUGACGACGAUCGCGGUUCCAGCGGCAGUUCCAUUCGCACACCACUUAGUACAACUCGUGAUGGAGCGAUAGCAAAGACAGCUCCGUCUACUUUCUUGUUCCAGGACGAUUCAGGAGUAGAGGACGUCGAGGUCGACAAAGUAGAUACUAAAAGCGGGCGCCCAGUGCUGCGGCUACUCGUCCCGCCAGGUGGUAACAGUGAAGAUAAUGACGAAGCAGAGCAAGGAGCAAAAGACUCUUCCAUUGGGAGGACGUACGGUCGGCCGUCUGGGUUUUCAUCUUUGAGCGAAGUGCAGGCCGGAACUCGCGAGGAUGUUGAAACAGGAAAACAAGCAACGACGUCGCCUACCUCAGCAUCCUUGUGCGGAAACGAAAUCUGCGAUUUUGUGAUUGGCGCGAACCCCGUCGCGGAGCAACUGCGAAGCGCAAAUCAGUCUGCAGCUGUUACGGUGGUACCCAGACUGCCCGUGCGAAAACGCAGCAGCCCUGUCGGGAUCUUCGACUUCGGUAGACAACGAAGUAGCGUCCAAAGGUGGCGCAACUGCGGGCAGGAGUCAAAACUCGACGCAUGCGGAGGCGGAGCGACACUCAGACUUUUGCCAGGUAAUGUGGCUGCCGUCUCUGGAAGCCGAGCGCGUUUAUUCGGAUGCCGAUGUUGCCGCGCGUGUGGUGCUGCAUGCCGACCAGCCUCGACUGCGACCGCGUUGCGUGGGAGCGGGUUUCUACGAUUACGACACGGAGGCUAUUUUGAACAGAACCGAAAAGGGGGAGCGGUUUUUCAUCGCAGUAGAUGA